UUUGCGUGCCCACCACAUUUCGGACCAAACCCCGUCGACUCCGAAUCGACGACACUAGAACUCGGAAUCUCUCUCUCUCUCUCUCUCUCUUCCGAAGCACUUCGGCCAUGGCUCUGCAACUGUGGGAGACCCUCAAAGAAUCCAUCGUCGCCUACACGGGCCUGUCCCCGGCGACUUUCUUCACCGUCGUCGCCCUCGGGCUCGCCGUCUACUAUGUCGUGUCCGGCCUCUUCGGGUCGUCGCCCGACCACCACCAGAGGCCCAGGGACCUCCAUGAGCAGAUGCAGCCCCUCCCUCCUCCUGUUCAGCUUGGCGAGAUCUCCGAGGACGAGCUCAAGCAGUACGACGGCUCCGACCUCAAGAAGCCUCUCUUGAUGGCCAUCAAGGGGCAGAUCUACGAUGUCUCUCAGAGCAGGAUGUUUUAUGGGCCAGGGGGUCCUUAUGCUCUAUUUGCUGGAAAGGAUGCAAGCAGAGCUCUUGCAAAGAUGUCAUUCGAAGAGAAAGAUCUGACUGGGGAUAUAUCUGGUCUUGGCCCAUUUGAAAUCGAUGCUUUGCAGGACUGGGAGUACAAGUUCAUGAGCAAGUAUGUUAAGGUCGGAACCAUCAAGAAGACCAUCCCAGUGACAGAAGGAGCAUCCACUGCUGAGUCUGCAGAAGUUGCUGAUAAAGAUGUGCCUAAGACGAGCGAAGAUGGCCCAUCAGAGAGCACUGAGGCUAAAAAUGAAGAAACCCCUUCAUCUGUCAAACCUGAGGAUGCUGAAUGAGCGAGGUUUGGGGAGGACUGUUGUCUGCAUACUUCUUGGUUGUCAUACCCAUAUUCCAAAAUAACUUACUGUUAUGAGGCCUAGGACACUGUGUGGUGAUUCUCAUGGAUAUUUAGUUUUUCAAAUAAUGUAUUUGGCACCCAAUGAACUUAGGUAUCUCGGAUUUUGGAGCUGCAACUUGUAUUAUGCCUUGCUGUGGUGUGAUAAGCCAACUGUAAAUGAGGAUCUUAGAAUUUGUUUUCUCCUUAAGAAUCGUACAGGCGCAUGACAGGAGCGGAUAUGGCUGAUCAA
This is a messenger RNA of Rhodamnia argentea, 1055 nucleotides long. Its product is annotated as membrane steroid-binding protein 1. Bases 108 to 764 code for a protein of 218 amino acids. The transcript has 2 exons. Gene Ontology annotation, cellular component: membrane; endomembrane system. The record is from RefSeq and is a predicted model, not a curated record. Lineage: Eukaryota; Viridiplantae; Streptophyta; Magnoliopsida; Myrtales; Myrtaceae.